AUGGAUGAGCCACCAGCUCUAACAUGGCGCGGCAGUUAUGCCCUACUUCCGCUGGAAGCUAGCAAUGGUAGUAGCUUGAAUGGCGAUAAGAUAAUAUUGCCGCAGUCUGCACUUGAGCAGCUGCUCAGUGCGUCGGCGUCUCAAGCUGUCAUGCAAGACAAGUAUACGACUGCAUCAUCACACCUCCCGAAUCCCUUGACUUUUCGCCUUGUAAAUCCGACCUGCAACAAGUCAGUAUACGCUGGAAUUCGCGAGUUUUCGGCCCCGGAGGGUACCGUUAUACUGAGUCCAUAUCUACUCAGCGCUCUGGGUCUGGCUACAGAUGAAAAGGCGACUACCACGACCUCAAGCUCGACGGUUUCAGAAAUUAGACUUGAAGUACACACCGAGACAUUGCCAAAAGGGACCUAUGCGCGACUGCGACCCCUGGAGGCUGGAUACAACCCCGACGACUGGCGGCCUCUGCUUGAAAGACAGCUUCAAAGGGACUUUACGUCGCUUACCAAGAAUGCGAAGAUACUGGUACAUGGCGUUCGAGGAGAGGUCUUCCAACUGCUUGUUGACAAGCUAUCGCCGGAAGGCCAGGGGGUUUGCGUGGUGGAUACAGAUCUCGAGGUUGACAUUGAAGCACUGGAUGAGGAACAAGCGCGCGAGACGCUGCGCCAGUUCAUCAACACCAACCGCCACGAAAAUCAAGACGGCAGCUCCAAAGGCGGACCCAUCGAUAUUUGGAAGCCUGUACUCGGCAAAAUAGCCGUCGGCAGCUACAUCGAUUAUAGCCUUCCUUCUUGGGAUCGAAACCAGUCUGUCCAACUGGCAUUGUCCAAUAUGUCGGACCCUGAGGCUUUGGAGCUCUUUGUUACACCGAAAUCAAACCUUCAGCGUUCUCUGCCUCGAAAGACGGAGCAUGUAUUCAGCACCUUGGGCUCCUUCAAACCAAGCAUGACGAAAACGAUCAUCAUCUCGCCGACGGACGUGGAGAUGAAGAAGGCAGAGAGCAUACAAAUUUCGGUCCACGCCUACUCAGACUUCACUGCAACAAAAGCACCCGAUGCGAUUCAGUAUACACUUCGUGCUCAAGUGUUAGUGGAAAGCGACAAGACCAGCGCUAUAGAUCAAGCUGGAAAUCUUAAAGAGCAGCAAGACAAUGAAGCGCUGUGUUCAAACUGUCAGCAGUUGGUUCCGAAGCAAAGUCUUGUCUUGCAUGAGAACUUCUGCCGGCGCAACAACAUCGUCUGCCCCAAAUGCAAGUUAGUUUUCAAGAAAGAUUCCGCCGAAUUCGCCGCACACUGGCACUGCAAGCAGGACGAGGCCUAUGGCAACACGCCAUACAGCAAGCAAAAGCACGACGAGAUCUUUCACAGUAGCUGGCUCUGCUCCUCGUGCGCGUUUGAAACGAACUCGCUGCCUGAUCUUGCAAAACACAGGAGUACGGUCUGCCCUGGGAAACUGAUUCUCUGUCAAUUCUGUCACCUAGAAGUUCCACAAGAAGGUGAUCCCUUCAACCCAUCUCCCGAGGUGAAGCUGUCCGGAUUGACGGCGCAUGAGCUGGCAGAUGGUGCGCGAACGACUGAGUGUCAUCUCUGCGACAAAAUUAUCAAAUUAAAGGAUAUGCAAACACACCUAAAGCACCAUGAGCUGGAUAAAGUAGGCAAAGAGAAGCCGCCAGUCUGUCGCAACGAGAAUUGUGGGCGAACACGGUUUGGAGUCGGGAGUCGUGGGCAAGUGCGGCACAGCCCCGGAGCUGACGGACAGCAAGGUGCUGAUAUCGGGCUGUGCUCCCUUUGCUUCGGACCACUCUACGUCAGCAUGCACGAUCCAGACGGAAAAGCCCUUCGCAGACGCAUCGAAAGACGCUAUCUCACGCAGUUGAUGAGUGGGUGCCGCAGGAGCCGGUGCAGUAACGAAUGGUGCAAGACUGGUCGCUCUACCCUUGGACUGGAGGCAAAAGGAUCCUCGGUGCAGUCUGCCUUGCCGUUGGUUAAGCCAUUGGUAGAAACAUGGCAGAAUCUGGACAGUCCCAUGCACUUUUGUGUCGACGAGCUGAGCCAGACUGGCCGAAAGUUGGCUGGUCAGAUUGCCUCGGAGGGUGUUUGGGACAUUGAAUGGUGCAUCGCCGCGGCAGAGGCUGAAAACUCAAACGCAAACAAUAUGCGAGAUUGGUUGCAGGCUUGGGCACCUCGCCGAGUAUAA
Beauveria bassiana ARSEF 2860 is the source of this 2193-nucleotide messenger RNA. Its product is annotated as ubiquitin fusion degradation protein. Gene Ontology annotation, molecular function: polyubiquitin modification-dependent protein binding. Lineage: Eukaryota; Fungi; Ascomycota; Sordariomycetes; Hypocreales; Cordycipitaceae. Bases 1 to 2193 code for a protein of 730 amino acids. The transcript has a single exon. The record is from RefSeq and is a predicted model, not a curated record. Gene Ontology annotation, cellular component: VCP-NPL4-UFD1 AAA ATPase complex.